This is a messenger RNA of Protopterus annectens (West African lungfish), 4212 nucleotides long. RefSeq names its product transmembrane protein 88-like. Gene Ontology annotation, cellular component: plasma membrane. NCBI's taxonomy places the organism in Eukaryota, Metazoa, Chordata, Ceratodontiformes, Protopteridae. Gene Ontology annotation, molecular function: PDZ domain binding. Bases 701 to 1240 code for a protein of 179 amino acids. The record is from RefSeq and is a predicted model, not a curated record. The transcript has 2 exons.
GGCAGCUAGAAGGACUCUAUCCAUGUGUGUUAUUGCAUUGCUGAUUGAAAAUCUAGUCUGCUAAAAUCAAGUAGCUAAAAAAAACCUUGCAAAAGACUUGCAGUUUAAUAAUCAAGGAAGCCUUCUAGCUCAGUGGGAGAGCUGGGAAAGCCCAGAAGGGAAGUAGAAGCUGGAAUUUCAUAAAAGCACUCAAGUUAGCAGAAAAAAAAAACAUUCUAAAGGAUUUAUUUCAGUUUGAAUGUGACAGCUGUAAAGCCAGCUUGCUUUGAGUUCUGAAACACCGACUGAAGCAUUGUGGUAAAGACAGAUAUCAAUACAUUUAGACUGUGAUGUGAUGCAAACUCUUUAAAGACAGCCGGAGCUGAAAGAACUCGGACACUAGUUUUCUGAGGAAUAUAGGUAUAGCAGAUAAGAAGUACACCUGAAGAUAAGUCGCAUUGCAUUUGCAAAUUUCUUGUUAUGCACAUAACUUAUAUGUUAAAGCAUUAAUAAAAAGGAGAUAUUUUUUGUAAAGCUAUUAUAAACAAUCUUUGUUUGAAGCAAUUCAAAUUAAAUAUGUCACUUUAACACAAGUGACGUGUCUUGGAAAGGUUACCCUGCAGCCUAAGUGUGAAUAAAAAGCACAUUUCUGAAUUUUCUGUGAAGGCAGUAUUUUGCAGGAUAUUUCCAUUUAAAAACAGUUACAGUGCAUUGCUCCAUCAUGUCAGACCAUGAAAUUGAAGACUUUGAAGUGGACAGCCUCUCAGAUACCUCGCACAUGAUCCCAGGUCCCCCUGCAUAUAACAUUGAAGACCACCACCUGCCUCUGGAACCGCGGAGUACUUGUUGCUACUGGGUAUGGACUCUGGUCAUCACUAGCAUAAACUUCAUGGCCUUUCUCAUGAACUUUGCAUUUAUGACCCUCGUGUUCAGCAUUGUGUUAUUGCCAACUAUUGUGGUUGUAUAUUUUGGAUUUCAGUGUCAUUCAAGGGUUCUUCACUCCAACGCCUACUACUGCAAGGACAUCCUUGAUGACAACAGUUCCUCAGCGCUCAUCAUACUUGGCUUUGUCAUUAUGUCACCGCUCAUCGUUGUAGCAAUGGCAAUCUACUGCAGUCUGUCUCGGCGUCUACGGCUUUUUCUCUGCUUCCAGCCCUAUGCGAGAGCAGUGUACAAGGGAACAUGGUGGAAAGGAUAUGACAGGACUGGGAUUUGUUGCUGUGGAAAUGAAUGGGGAAGUCAUGUAAAGGCCUGGGUUUGACCAAGCUCACAUUUCCAAUUUUUCAAUCAACUUAAAUAAUAAGAGGCAUAAUAGAAGUCAAAAAAUGCCCUCUCACCUAAAGGACAUUGGUAAAAUUGCAUCACAGCAGUAUAUAGUGAAUAAUUUCCAACAUUGAUUAUAGAAGAGAAAUAUAACAUGUUAAAAGCUGUUGUACUUACUGUUGGAUGCAGUCACACUUCUGAGGCAGAUAUGUGAGAAAAAAAUAUAUAGGUAGAGACGGUGUAAUUUCAGUGAACUGGCAGUUUAUGAUUGUGGUUAACAGAGUAAAACCAAGCAGAAUGCAUUCUAGAUUGAAUGAUGUGUUCUGUAAUAACAUACCAUCUGACAAGUUAAUGCCAAAAUAAUUAUUUCUGUCACUUAUGAUAGAGAAUAGGGAUUUUCAGUUUCAAAGAACUGAAAUGGCUUUUUUUUUAACUAUAGCCCCACUUUAUAGACUAACUGAAUAUGUUAAGCAACUCAGUGCACAAACAAUGAUAUAUUAACAGAGCAGUUAUUAUGUUUCUCAAAUAUCAGACUUUGAUAAAAUAAGACAGCAAUGUAAAUAUAUUUAUACAGCUCUGCACUAAUAUACAAAUUUAAUAGGCAUAACAAAUGGCUACAAUGUAUAUUUAUUUCUAUAUCUUUAAAUAGUUUAUUGGCCUUUUUUUCUGCCACUUCUUACAUUUUUAUUCUUACAACCACAACUGGUAUAUUUACAAGUGAGCAAGAAAACAUUUACAAAGCAUCACCUGCCAGAAGCACAAGACACUAAGGAAUGUGAUGCUGGUAACUGGUUUCCAUAGGAAAUCACUGCCAGUUAGAUUUUUAAGUGUGGGCCAUCACUGAAGACUUUGUUUUGGGGAUUUCUCCUUCCUUCAAGUUGAUGCAGCUAUGGAGCUGGGAUCUAAAUGUUUGGGGGUCCGGGGAUGUGUGCACCCCACAUCUGGGUAUGCAAGGGGGAGGGCGUCUCCUACUGCAAAAAUCAAUUGCAGUUUAAAUGUUUACCCUUGUGUGUUUCAGACAUUAUUUCAAUGUUAUGAUUCCUCAGCAUUCAACCUGAGAGGUUUUAUAGCACAACCAUUAACAACAUAAUGAACAUUCUGGAAAGAUCCUACUUACAGUAGAAAUGAACAAAAAAUGCUAAAUUCUGUCACUUGUGGUAGAAUCUGUGGACCACUUAUACAGUUACUGAAUUUGAACUAAAAUGUUUGAUGUGUGUGUGUGUGUGUGUGUGUGUGUGUGUGUGUGUGUGUGUGUGUGUGUGUGUGUGUGUGUGUGUGUGUGAUCAGUCUUAUAUACAAAAUGUUGCUACCUGUAGAACAACAAAAAUGAAAAAGAUAAUGAUAUCUGAAUCUUAUAAAAAUAGCAAAGCAUGAGUCAUAAUGUAUCCACUGCCAGACGUAUCACAUUUGUAUAUGCUACUUUUAAACUAAUGAUUUGUUUUCUCAUGUCACUUUGUGUGAUUCUGAAAUCAGCUCUGAAAAGAUCUCCAUUGAAAAAUUAAGGGGCUAUACUGCAAACGUACAAAUUAAUUAAAAUUAUUAAAAUUAGGUAUUGACAUUUGUAUGCAGUGCCAAAUAAUAAAUACAUUGUACUGUAGCAUUUUUAUACAGUGCUGAGCACAGCCUUUAUGACUGCAUUAUUAUACAAAAGCUAGUUUUUUGUGUAUUUUAUUCUGUCUUGACUGUGUAGGCCAUGAAACAUGGAAUCUCUAUGAAGUCAGACAAAUUUAGGCUGGAAUGUAAUAUAAUUUUAUUUUAUUUAUUUAUUUAUUUAUUUAUUUAUUGCCUCUUAUUUGCAUGCCCCUAGCCGAUCUUCAGCUACCUGGCUGUAUCAUUUAUCCUUAAGUGUCCCUGAUACUAUUCCCUGGGGAUGGGGCAGCACUCAUGUGGGUUGGGUCAUUUAUCCUUAAGUGUCCCUGAUACUAUUCCCUGGGGAUGGGGCAGCACUCAUGUAGGUAGGGCAGGGGAAGUGGAAUAGAGCAGCUUGCAGCAUCAGAUAUGCUGGACUUGCACACUGAGGAAGCGGAUUUUUGUAUGACAUCGCACACAUUACCACACACAAUGUCAGUCUACACUUGCCCUUCUCAGAUACUGCAAUUUUAUUAGCAACUAUGGCAUGUCUCAUCGCACUCCCUUCUGAAGCGAGUGAGCUGACAAGGACAUUUGUCCCACCCCUGAAAUCCUGGUAUACCAUCUGGGGUUUAGUAAGGGCUCUAUGUGAAAGCACUGCAAAUCUGGCUGAAUGGAAUAUACAUUCUCAUCUGUGCAUUGCCUUAAAGUAUUUUUGAUUAAACUAUUUAUUGCGUAAUCACUAACAUGUCUGACAAUGAGUUGGUUUACAGAAAAAAAUCAAAUAUAAGUGUAUUCCUGUCCUGAGUGUAACUAUCUUCUAAUAGCUGUAUAUCCUAAACUUCAGACAAAAUAUAUUAUAUUUAUCAUAUGAAAAUGGGACUUUUAUUCUUCUUCGGGCAGAUUCACAACAGGGAAUGGAGCUUUCACAUUUCUUUUAACUUUCCUGCAGGAAUGAAGUGUAUACAUACUGUUCACAAGUGGAAGUCACUCCAAAAUUGAACAUUUUCUGGAUUUAUGUAUAUGUUCUUUUGUCUAUUACUUCCAUAUAUAUUAACUACAAUGUGCCCUCUUUUCCCUGUGCCCCAGAAAUAUCAUGGUAAAAUCAAAACAAAUUAAAAACAGUCUCAAAAAUGUCAGAAACAUUUUGAAUAACUUACAUCCUUUUUUCCUAGCCAGACCUUUCCAUCAGAGGUCAGUUUUUCUAUAUCAAAAUCCUAGGACAUGGCUCACCCCUACUUUAAUGUUUUAUAUAGUGUCCAAAAAAUUUACAGAAACUUGUGAUCUUUGGCUUUUUAAAAGUGAGGAAGAUCCAUUUCCUCUUGAAAUUAUAUUGGACCUUCCUUCCUUCCUUCCUUCCUUUCUUCCUCCCUUCCUUCCUUCCUUCAUCGGCUCAUAGGA